CCCAUCCUCCGCUUCUCGCCGGCUCCCUCCGCUGCUGCUGCUGCUGCUCAUAACUCCCGUCGAGGGUGUUGCAGAGAAGAAAUAUUUCCUGAACAAAUGGAGAAGCAAACUGCGAGCCUCCAUUUGGUCUCUGCGUUUCUCGCCAUGGAACCCACUGGCUGCGUGAUAUCCCACGCGAGAUCGCUCGGUGGUGGGUCCGUGACGGUGGAUGCUCAGAGGUUCAUUUGGGAUCAUUGCAUCAGUAAAGCUAUUGGCAAGUGUCAUGCUCCGUACUUGAAAAACUUUGUGAAGAAGCUCAUAUUGGAAAUUGAGUCUAAUCGUGAUGAUGUGCUAGAUGAAUUGUAUGAACUGUACACCGAGUUCAUGACUUCUUUAAAGGAUGAAAAUGCAGUCAAAGGGACUGAGAGGGCUUUGAAAUAUAUUUCUUUUCUUUUCCCAGAUGAUGCAAGUUGUGAGGAUGCAAUGGUAAGGGAAUUGGUGGUUCCACUGCAUUGUUCGCUCAACAUGCUUGAAGGAGAUACAGGGUGUUCGAUCUGGCCUGCAAGUCUAUUUUUGUCAGAGUUCAUACUAUCCUUUCCGGAUAUGUUCUCCAGCAAAACGUGUUUUGAAGUUGGCUCAGGGGUUGGCUUAGUUGGUAUAUGUCUCACCCAUGUGAAAGCUUCCAAGGUAAUAUUAAGUGACGGUGACCUAUCAACUUUAAGCAACAUGAAGCUUAAUUUGAAGAUGAAUCAAUUGAGCACGGAUGAUGAUGAGCCAGUGUCUUCAGAAUGUACAGAUUCUGUCAAAUGUUUACACCUGCCUUGGGAAUGUGCAUCUGAGAGUGAACUGCAGGGACUUAAACCGGAUAUAAUCUUAGGUGCUGACGUGAUAUACGAUCCGUUGUGCCUGCCACACCUUGUGCAUUUAUUCUCCAUUCUUUUGGAUAAAACAAAGUCAUCUUUGCGAUUCCCGAGAGUAGGUUGUGACUGUGCAAUUGGCGGUUCACAUGAAUACAGCGAUGGCUGUGAUGCCCAAGAUGUCGUGGCAGCUAGCGAUAGUGCAGGAAAUGCCAGUCCCACUGAGCAUCCGAUGGCUUACAUUUCGUCUGUCAUCCGCAAUGCCGAUACUUUCGGUCAUUUUCUUGCUUUAGUUGACGAGGCAAACCUUGCCAUCAUGGACCUGACCAGAACUCAUCAACCUGCCAGUUCGCUUCCUUACAUGCAAUCAUACGAUAGAUCGAGCAUGCGACUGUUCAGGCUCUCAAGCAAAUGAGGCUCGAUGUUUCUAACUCACCAUAGUGCGAAGAGCUUGUGCCCUGUUUUUGAGUUAGCACAUUCACGCAGGCACAGAUUGCAAAUUGUCCAGAUAGUGAUCCACGUCAGGGGCAUGUUCUCAGACAUUUCCUCUGAUAUUUUGCUUGGCCAAUGUGAUGUGUUUGAUCUAGUGCAGCGAACAUUGCUGUAGUAAUUUGAGUUAUGAGAGGAAAUGCUUCAUCCA
Molecule: messenger RNA, 1476 nt
Organism: Syzygium oleosum
Lineage: Eukaryota; Viridiplantae; Streptophyta; Magnoliopsida; Myrtales; Myrtaceae
Exons: 11
Coding region: 97-1251 (384 amino acids)
Source: RefSeq, a predicted model, not a curated record